AUGGCCUUCAGCAUCUACCUGGCCUUUCCUGUGCUGUCAGGGAAACAAGUUCUGACAGCCUUCUCCUUGAAUGCCCUUCUCUGGAUGUUCCUCGUCUUCACUGGGAUUUCCCUUGUCGUCAAGGAAUCACAUCGACCGUGUGAAGAUGUACAGAUCCUUCAAGGAGUUCUGGGAAGAAGAGCAGUCACUGGAAAAGCAUCCCCUUAUCCCCUAUCCCUGUUUGCCUGCCAAGGAAAAAUAACGUACUAUGAGCACAGUUUGGACGCAGAACUUAUUCACACCUCCAGUUUUCGUUUUUCUACAUAUCUGUUUGACUCUAUCCACAAUUUAGUUUGGACACCCGUGUUAAAUCCCGAUACUUUACAACUGGAAACAAAUGGUUUAAGUUUGGAAAGCUCAUUUGGAACCAAAACAAACAUCCAGAUUACAAGGGAUAUUGUAGUCUCAACAUUGAAAGAACCGGCCAAUGUUUUCAGCCGCAAAGGGAUAUCCACAGAGAAUGGAGUUCAUGCCACUACUACGUGCCAGAAGACACAAGGUCAGCCAAACACUCCUCCCAGGGUCAUUCAUGCCAUUAAGUGGAUCGCAGCAACAGUUGGACACGAGUUCUCAUUUUCAAUACCGCCAGAGACAUUUCAUGACCAAGAAGAUGGGAAUUCAACUCAACUGACCCUUGGAAUGAACCCCAUCGACGGCUCCCCGACAGAUCUGGACAGCUGGUUACAAUUUAAUGCCAGGGAUAGAAGGAUGUAUGGUUAUCCGCUGGAUGCAGAUUUCCAGUAUUCCCCACAGGAGUUUUUACUUUUUGCCAUAGAUUCAGGAGGACUAAAGACCGAAGAUAAAUUUGUCGUAGAAAUAUUCAAACCAACUAUUAUUCCAUGCCACGUUUAUACGGUAAUCGCAAAAGAUAGCUACCACUCGUUCCUGAAAAACAGAAAGAGGAUUUACUUAUUUUUAAAGAAACUUUCCGAUUAUUUGUUGGUGGAGUCUCCUGGGCAUGUGGUUCUGCUCCAUCUCAAAACUGGCUCCGCCGUGUUCACAUGGUACAACAAAUCGUUUUGCCCAAAGGCUGAGAAAUGUGCACGAGAUGACAUCCAGGAUGUGCUCACCAAACUAGGAAGACCUGAGGAAGACGUCCAUCCAGAUUUUGCAGACGCCAUGUUGCCAGAAUUCAAAAUUGAACAAAUUGGAGAGGUGGGAUACGGUGGGAUGUGCUUAUCUGCGACAAACCCAACAAACGACUCUGUAGCGUUCAACAGGACUGUCACUGGAUUUGACGGCGGCAACUGUUGGAUAACAAACGCGCUCAUGGCCUUGUUAGUUGCUGUAUGUUGCACAAUUCUAGCCUUCCUGAUCAUUGUCUAUCGUCAGAAGUAUCGCAAGAAAACAUUUCAACCAGAGUGUUCACCUUCCUGUGGCCACAUCAACUUCAAGAUGGGCACACUGACUUCUCGCAAAUCUCCUCUACUGGAACAGGAUGUUCUGCCAUCAACUCGGUUACCGAUACCCAUGUCAAUGGUUUGUCAACAGCGUUCCUUCAGACCACAUCGAGGUCUGGUUAUCUCAAAGCUUCCAUCUCCUCCGAAGUAUAGACUUCCGCCAUUGUAUGAAAGGAAGGAUCCUGGAUGACCCUACUCGCUCA
This is a messenger RNA of Pseudonaja textilis, 1642 nucleotides long. NCBI's taxonomy places the organism in Eukaryota, Metazoa, Chordata, Lepidosauria, Squamata, Elapidae. The record is from RefSeq and is a predicted model, not a curated record.